This is a messenger RNA of Hydractinia symbiolongicarpus, 4065 nucleotides long. Its product is annotated as potassium voltage-gated channel subfamily KQT member 4-like. The coding region runs from base 19 to 1428 and encodes 469 amino acids. The record is from RefSeq and is a predicted model, not a curated record. The transcript has a single exon. Gene Ontology annotation, biological process: potassium ion transport; transmembrane transport. Gene Ontology annotation, molecular function: voltage-gated potassium channel activity. Gene Ontology annotation, cellular component: membrane. Lineage: Eukaryota; Metazoa; Cnidaria; Hydrozoa; Anthoathecata; Hydractiniidae.
AAGGCGAAGGUCUUUAAAAUGUCUGCUCGACAUCAAGAGGAAUUAUGGAGACGGAGAAUUUUUUAUUUCAUGGAACGUCCCGACACAACACUGGCAAUGCUAUUUAACUUAUUAAACUUGGCGUUAAUCAUUGGGAGCGUUAUCAUAAGUGUGCUGUCAACAAUCCAGGAAUACGAAGACAAUAAAAUGUUGCUUAAAUUAACCCUGUAUUACGAACUAGCUUUGCUUGCAUGGUUUUCAAUGGAAUAUAUGCUUAGAGUAUGGGCAUGCAGCUUUUUGUUGAAACACAAAGGUUUCGUUGGACAUAUUCGUUUCAUGAUGUCUUUUCACAUGGCUAUUGACGCUUUUGUGAUUAUCUCGACCUUAGUUUCAGCAAUUUUGCAGAUAAAAACAACGUAUUUUUCAAUUCUCCGAAUUACUCGGUUUAUACAAAUAUUUCGUAUUUUGAGAUUGGAUAGGCCUAGAGGUCAUUUAAGAACUAUGGGGCAGUUGGUGUAUAAACACAGAAGGGAGCUUGUCACGUGUUAUUUUGUUGGUCUUAUCAUUUUAUUUGGUGGAGCAUAUGCAGUUUAUAUGCUGGAAAAAAUGACCGACGAAGAGGUCACCAUCAACAAUAUGGGGAAUGGAUUAUACUGGGCCAUUGUAACCGUGGCAUCUGUUGGUUAUGGAGAUAUAGCCCCUCAAUCAUGGCAAGGGAAGUUGACAGCAAGCAUAUUUGUGUUAGUAGGCUGCGCGUUUUUUGCGUUACCUUCAGGUAUACUUGGCUCUGGAUUAGCGCUGCAGGCUGCAAAGCAAAAGAAAGAACGCAGGAAUAUGAAAAUACGUAAUCCCGCAGCCAUUGUUAUUCAAAGGUGUUGGAGAAAUCACUCACUGAAACGCAACAACUGCCACCUGCAAGCUUCAUGGUAUUACUUCUCACAUCAGUUAAAGAAACCAGACUUUUACAAGAUACUCCCUGGUAUCAUAUUAAAGUCUGAUUUUUUGUCACCAGUCUAUUUGUCUGCUGAAAAAGACGAAAUCAAAUCGAAAAGAAAAGAUCGAAAAAAUGGGUUUGACUUACCCUUAACCUACUACAAAAAAAUUGUAGAAGAAGGAGAAAAGAAACAUCAUCAAACAGAAGAUUAUCCUAAAGCAACUCAUAAAAGCAGCCUUUUGCAUCUCAUUAGUCCAAAGUAUAAAGGUGCAAUUCGAUUCAUAACACGUGUUAAAUUUUGGAAUGCCAUAAAAGUUUUUAAAAACAUUCGCUACCCAUUUGUCACUGUCCAAGACAUUAUGGAAAAAAGUGCAUGUUCCCAUCUGGAAACUAUGUCUCAUUUGAAUCGAAUACACGAUUGCUUGGCUGACUUCCAUGCUGAAAUUGAAGAAAUCAGAAAUGUACUAACAGAUUUGCAAGUCCAAAGUGGAAAUGGUCCAAAUUGGCAACGAUAAUAUGGAAACCUUUUAGCACAGAAUAGGUUGUAGAUACAGAUGUAUAGAAUGCGAGUCAAGAGGACCCGGUGCUAAGAUGUUUUAGAUUGUGUGUCUGUGUGCCUCACGGUAACACAAAUAUGCCGGCUUAAAAGCCAAUAACAGAUUUUCUAACCUUAUUUUCUAUUGAUAAUUUGCAUGUUAUAAACUUUAAGAUUAAUAACCAUAGUUUCUCUACUAAACGGUCGAGGCGCUUAUUAAAUAUUUUCGAAACUUACGGAGGGGUUGGGGGACAUCUAAAAGAAGUGGGUUAUUUACUUAAAUAGCUGUGUGCGUUAAUUCUGAAGCUCUAAUAACCGCUCGAUCGCUUAUAUGAUGACACGAAGAACAUUUUUUACUAGUCGUCUGGGCGUUUGUCCACCCGAUUAAAGAGAAUGGAUGGAAUCUUUUUUUUUAAUCUUUUUGUCAAACUUUUGUUGUCUACCUUUGUAUUUUGGUAAUAUGACUUGUAAAGUAGAAAUAUAGUAUGCGGUGUUGGAGAAGCGUGUAUAUAUACAACUGGAUGCAGGUCAGAAUCUAGUUUGCGUUUUUGACAAUGCUAAAAAAAUGCGCGGUAACAUAGGGUUUUUGUCUAUCAACUAUGGCGGUAAAGGGUUUGGCGGUGUCGGUCCCGAAAAAAGUGAAAGUGUUUGUCGGCGGCGGUAAAACUUGCAUGAGGAAGAUUCGAAAUGGUAUCCGAAGUUACAGAACCUAGUAGUUUCUGGCUGGUUCUGAUAAUGUCUGCUUCCACGAAGGAUCACAAAGGUGGUUGUUGAGUGUUGAAAGCUUCCAUUUGAGUUCUCAGAAAUAUCUGCUGCAUCUCUAUACCUAGCUAGCGUAUAGAGGUACAAUAUACCUUUACGAUAAUGCAGGAAAACUUACACUCUCCAUCGCAGCUUAUUUUGCGAUCAGAGAAGGUAAAUAUCACAUUUUUUAGGAGUUUAUUAAGGAGAAAACAUGUUCUUUCGUGAUAACUUUUCUUGGCGAGUUUUGUUUUUAUUUAAAAGUACACAUAAGUUGUAUCUAAUUGUAACGUUUCCUGAAAAUUUAAAACAGUCAGGGAAAUCCUCUUAACCUGUACAUCAGCUUAAUUAGGAUGUAUGAUACAGUCUAAUUAGGCGUUUUACAGCUUAGUUAAGAUGUACAAAACUUUGAUCGUCUAAAACACACAUUUAACUAAACUAAGCAUCUAUCUAACUGAAUAAAUCCAAUAUUUACGUGCAUAUAGAUGACUUGCUCAAGCUUUGUUUACAAUUUUUUUUCAGCAGGCAAAUAGUUUUUUAACCAAUCAGACCUUCUAACAAUAAUUAUUAGCCAAUUGAAUUGCUUUAUUUUGCCUGCCAAGAAAAUAAAAACAAAGAAUUUAUCAAGAUAGCAAGCUAUCUAGCUAUAAACAUCUCCAAUAUUAUUAUUUUUUCGUAGCACCCCAGAGAUCCACUAAAUUUGAAGUUUUAAAAAUAUUCGCUUAAAUAGGAUGUAUCACGUGAUGUGACAUCCAAACUAGGAUGCAGUACAGCUUAAAUAGACUAUCCCUAACAAUGAACCAUUGUUUAUAGUCCAUAUUUUUUGAACCCGGGGUGCUGGAAAUACUGUUCCUCUUUUAUAAUAUAGUGGUCAAACUGACGAUGAAAGAGCUGCAGCGGUGAUUCUGCUAAAAUUUACAUUUUUCAAGAAAUCGAGGAAAAACUUUUUUUACCUCCUAAUUUAGAUGUUUGUCACCUAAUUAAACUGUAUGAUACAGCUUAUUUAGGAGAUCUCCAAAUUAGGCUAUAGAGCUUAAUUAAGAGGAUUUCCUUGACUGUAAAAGAAAUUGAUACGAAGGAAGUUAAAAAACUGGAGAAAACACGCUUUCGCUCUAACAAUUCUCAUUACUUUUUCUAUUUGACUAUAUGGUACUGAAUUUUCAUUUAUACUAAUUAUAAUCAAUAAUGCUUUUUCAUUUUAAUCUUUGUAAACUUACAGUAUUUACUGACAUAUGAAAAUAUUUCACAUUUUUCUUGGUGGCUUUCUCCUUUGUUUAGCCUUGGCUAUCGGGAAAGUCUCCUUCCUAAUUGCUAAUUUAUUCUUUUAGUAAUGUAAAUUGUCAUUUCUUAGGUAAAUAAAUGUUUACUUACUUACUUACUUAACAAACUUUUAUAAAAACAUGUUUUUUACCUCCUUUCUCCCGAUAUUGUAAAACGAUGGAGAGCCAUAGGAAUGCCAUUACAAUUGAAUUAUCAUAAAGCAGGUGUAUUUUGCCAUUUGGUCAGCCCUUGAAAUUAGAAUUUUUUUACGUCGUUUUAUGUUUUAUUGCCGACGUGGGAUACAUUUCAACUGAUUUGCGUUGGCAUUUUUUUUUUAAUGAAAUUUCUUAGCUGGCAAUAACUUUCGUCAUUCACGUUUUAUUAGAGGUAGACCUCUCAUAAUUUUAAUGCAUUGAUCUCCUAAGACAGUGAAAAACGGGAAUUGGCAUAACUUCCGGAUGGUGAACUAACUGGCUUUUUAUGUUUCGAGAUAAAUUCAUUAGGUUAGAGCAUCAUUAGGUUGUAUAUCACAGAAGUCGCCGGUGACAUGCUUAAAAAAUGCUUGUCACCAGCACAGUUUAACAUGAAGCAAAACUGUACAGGAGACUUAAUUGUU